AUGUCAAAAAUAUCAAACAAACAAAGGUUCUCAUAUAGUUUUCAUAACUUAAUAAAAAAUGAGAAGCGUUAUUUAAAAAAGCAAAAAACCAAAGUAAUUCAAAGAAAAAUAAGUGAAAAUUUGAAAUCUGCGUCAGUCAAGAGGAGUGUAGAUCCAGUUUUUCACGGACAUCCAAAAACAAGGGAAGAACUGUGGCAUGAACAUUUUUUGAGCAAGAGCUUGGGUUACGACCAAACACCGUCCCUCAUUAAACUAAUUAACAAUAUAACAUUGACCUACCUAAAUGAUUGCACCCCAGUCAUACUUUACGAUGAUCAAAUAAAAUCCCAGGAUAGCUAUUUAUUUCAGAAUCUGUUUAAAAAUUUCCCUGUCUCUUUUAUGCAUGGAUAUAUAGGAGAAAAAGAUUAUUUAGAAGAACCAAAAUUGUUACAACCCCUAAAAAACUGCCAUCAUUUUAUUGUAUUUCUUAACGAUGUCAUUAGAAGUAAUAAGGUAUUAGGUAAGCAAUCUAAGAGCAAGGUCAUUGUGAUAGCGAGAUCUUCUCAGUGGGCUAUACAAGAAUAUCUCGCAGGACCUAGAUCUAAAUUUUUAGUUAAUUUGCUUGUUAUUGGACAAAGUUUCAAAGAUGACGAAAAUAUGGAAGCUACCUUCAUAUUGUAUACUCACAUUCUAUACACAGACGGAUUGGGCACUAGCAAACCGUUAAUAUUGUGUUCUUGGAGUCAUGGAAAAUUUUCACGAAAAGUCAACUUAUUUCCAACUAAAGUGACUAAAGGCUACGCCGGGCAUAGAUUUUUGGUAGCCGCAGCAAAUCAGCCACCUUUUGUAUUUCGAAGAAUACAAACGGAUGGGGAUGGUGGAAAUCCAAGAGUAGUUUGGAAUGGCCUUGAAAUAAAACUUUUAAAGUUGCUUGCAGAAAGAAACAAUUUUUCUAUCGAAAUAAUUGAACCUCGUGAACUUCAUUUAGGAUCUGGUGAUGCUGUAGCAAAAGAAGUAAUAUUAGGUCGAGCUGACAUAGGCAUAGCAGGACUGUAUAUAACGAAUGAAAGAGCUCGUGAUAUGGAUUUGAGUAAUGCUCAUUCUCAAGACUGUGCAGUAUUCAUAACAUUAGCUUCUACUGCACUCCCUCGAUAUCGAGCGAUUCUUGGUCCAUUCCACUGGCAUGUCUGGGUAGCUUUAACGUUUACGUACUUAAUCGCCAUUUUCCCAUUAGCUUUUUCAGACAAACAUACUUUACGUCAUUUAAUACAAAAUAAAGGUGAAGUUGAAAAUAUGUUCUGGUAUGUUUUUGGGACGUUCACAAAUUGUUUUACUUUUGUUGGGGAAAAUUCUUGGAGUAAAACCACCAAAAUAACUACACGAUUAUUAAUCGGAUGGUACUGGUUAUUUACAAUUAUUAUAACGAGUUGUUAUACCGGAUCAAUAAUUGCUUUCGUAACGUUACCCAUAUUUCCCGAGACGGUAGACACGAUAUCUCAGCUUUUGGCGGGAUUUUAUCGCGUUGGAACUCUGGAUCAUGGUGGGUGGGAAAGGUGGUUCUACAAUUCGUCGGACCCACAAACCAAUAAGCUUCUGAAGAAGUUAGAAUUUGUACCCGACGUAAGAACUGGCAUACAAAACACUACUAAAGCAUUUUUUUGGCCGUAUGCAUUUUUGGGAUCAAAAGCAGAACUGGAAUACAUUGCACAGGCAAAUUUUCCAAAAUCUGAAUCAAAACGUUCUCUUCUUCACGUAUCGAACCAAUGCUUUGUACCAUUUGGAAUCAGUUUGAGUUUUCCAAACAGUUCUUUAUAUGCUGCAAAGUUUAGUGAAGAUAUCAGCAGAAUGGUACAAAGCGGUAUCAUAGAUAAAUUCCUUGACGAAGUUCGGUGGGAAAUACAGCGUACAAAAUCUGGAAGACUGUUAUCAGUGAGCAGUGGCUCCUUAAAGAUAAAUUCGAUAGAAGAAAAAGGAUUAACGUUAGAAGAUACGCAGGGUAUGUUUCUGUUACUGGGUGCAGGAUUUCUCAUAGCAGCCACUGCACUUAUAUCUGAAGUGAUGGGAGGAUUUUCAAAACGAUGCCGAAGUAUAAGAAGAAAUAUUAGAUCUACUAGACGUUCGAAAGAUGUCAUCGUCACUCCUAUAACGUCUGUGAAGAAAAUAACAAAAAACGAUGUCAUUAAAAAAAGAUUACAAUACGAUGAUAAAUCUUCAAGUUUUGAGUCUGGAUAUGCUUGUGAUGGUCAAAUUAUAACUGUAACACAGGAUAGCAUUAUAAUACACAACGAUUCUAAUAUAAGCAAUUGGGAUUCUAGAAGGUCCAGCUUACUCGACUCGGAUUAUGAAAUUGAAGAAAUAUUUGAGGAUAAAAACCACACAGAGAGACAAUCAGCCCAUGAGAUACGAAUUAAUAGUGCGUCAAAAGGUACAUUUGGAGAUUUUGUUGAAAAAUAA
Melitaea cinxia (Glanville fritillary) is the source of this 2433-nucleotide messenger RNA. It is a transcript of the gene Ir21a, whose product is annotated as ionotropic receptor 21a. NCBI's taxonomy places the organism in Eukaryota, Metazoa, Arthropoda, Insecta, Lepidoptera, Nymphalidae. Gene Ontology annotation, molecular function: ligand-gated monoatomic ion channel activity. The record is from RefSeq and is a predicted model, not a curated record. The transcript has 9 exons. The coding region runs from base 1 to 2433 and encodes 810 amino acids. Gene Ontology annotation, cellular component: membrane.